AUGAGUUCUUUCUUUCGAAGCGAGGAGAUGUGCCUGGCACAACUAUUCUUCCAAACCGAGUCAGCCCACUACUGCAUCAACGAGCUUGGCCAUCUAGGACUUGUACAAUUCAAAGAUUUAAACCCUGGUACCGUGGCCUUUCAGAAGAAGUUUGUGAAUGAGGUGAAGAAAUGUGAAGAGAUGGAGAGAAUUGUUUGUUUCCUGGAGAAGGAGAUAGUGAAGACCAACAUUGUUAUCCCUGUAAGCUGUAAAACUGAGACAGUGCCCUGCCCCAGGGAUGUACUGGAGCUGGAGUCAACCUUUGAGAAGCUUGAUCAAGAGCUGAAGGAGAUCAACUCCAACUGUGAGGCCCUCAAACAGAACUUCACACAGCUGAUGGAAAUGAACUAUCUGUUGCACAUGACCGAAGACUUUUUUGAAGAGGCCGAAUCACAGCUGUCAUUCUCUGAGCUUGCCUCUGAGGACUCUGUGUCCAUGGUUGCCUCAUCUUGUGUGACCAGCCGCCGAACAAGCAAUGUCAGCGCCUGCAACAGUGGGCCCUUAAAACUGGGGUUUGUGGCAGGAGUCAUCAAGCAGGAGCGUUUUCCUGCUUUCGAGAAGGUCCUGUGGCGCCUGUUUCAUGGGAAUUUUGUCCUUCGACGUGCGGAAAUCCAGUUCCAAGAGGAUGAGCAUGUAACCACCUUCUUUACUUUUAACUUAAAGGGGGAUGCGGUCAAGAAAGAUAUCUUCAUCGUCUUCAUGCAGGGAGACCAGGUCAAAGGAAAGAUAAAGAAAAUCUGUGAAGGUUUUCAUGCCAAUUUGUACCCAUGCCCAAACACAGUGAAUGCACGAAAGGACAUGAGAACCAAUGUUAACACACGAAUCGAUGAUCUUCGACUGGUCCUGAAGAGGACAGAGGAGUACCAGGAGGCCCUCCUGACUGCUGCUGCAGCUAAUCUCCUCCAGUGGAGCAACACAGUGAAGAAAAUGAAAGCCAUUUAUUACACUCUCAAUCUCUGCAACAUUGACAUAACCCAGAAGCUUAUAGUUGCUGAGAUCUGGUGCCCAGUGUCUGACCUCAACAUUGUGCAUGGAGCAUUGAUCAAGGGAUCGGAGAAGAGUGGGUCCAGUCUGUGUCCAGUCCUGAACAGAAUACGCACCCAACAAACUCCCCCAACAUUCAACCGGAUUAAUAGCUUCACCUCUGGAUUUCAAAGCAUCAUUGAUGCUUAUGGCGUGGGCAACUAUCAGGAGAUCAACCCAGCUCCUUACAGCAUUGUGACAUUCCCUUUCCUGUUUGCCGUCAUGUUUGGGGACUGUGGCCAUGGACUGGUCAUGAUGCUCCUUGCUCUCUGGAUUAUCUUGCAAAAGGAGACGUUCAGAAAUAUGAAAAAUGAGCUCACCGAUGUGCUUGUCAGUGGGCGAUACAUUGUUCUGCUCAUGGGUGUCUUCUCCAUGUACACCGGCCUCAUCUACAAUGACUGCUUCUCCAAGUCCUUCAACCUCUUUGGCUCAGCCUGGAGUGUCAGUGCCAUGUUUGGCCCCAGUGGACCAUGGACAAAUGAGACACUGCAUGGUUCUGAACAUCUUCAGCUGGACCCAGUGAUUCCCGGGGUCUACUCAGGCGGUCCCUAUCCUUUUGGCAUUGAUCCGAUUUGGAAUAUUGCAACAAAUAAGCUGACGUUCUUGAACUCUUACAAGAUGAAGAUGUCAGUCAUUCUGGGAGUGGUCCACAUGUUCUUCGGAGUUACCCUGAGCCUGAUGAAUUACAUAUAUUUUCGGAACACCUGGAAUGUUCUGCUCAAGUUCCUUCCGGAGAUGGUCUUCAUGUUGGGCCUUUUUGGGUACCUGGUGUUUCUUAUCCUCUUCAAGUGGUGCGUGGUACUGAAGUCAGACACAGCCCCAAGCAUCCUGCUCCUCUUCAUCAACAUGAUGCUUUUUGCGUAUGACACCUCUGAUGGCACCUUACUCUACAGUGGACAGAAGAAGGUGCAGAUCUUCCUGGUGAUAACUGCCUUCCUCAUGGUACCCUGGCUGUUGCUUGCGAAGCCCCUACUUCUGUACAGAGGCCACAAGAAUGGGAAACAACAGGUAUGCAGUAAUUCUGGACAAAAUAUCCAGGGAGUUGUGGAGGACAAUGCUAUUCACUCAUCUAAUAGCAACAACAUGGAGAAAGUCAGCAUGGGAGACAUAUUUGUGUACCAGGCCAUACACACCAUUGAGUACUGCCUGGGGUGUAUCUCAAACACUGCCUCCUACCUGCGUCUAUGGGCCCUCAGCCUGGCACAUGCUGAGUUAUCAGAAGUGCUGUGGAAGAUGGUCCUUCAUGUUGCUCUAACAGUUGCCUCAGGUCUGGGCUCUGUCCUGGUGGCACUUAUAUUUGCUGCCUUUGCCAUCCUCACUGUUACUAUCCUCCUUGUCAUGGAGGGUCUGUCAGCCUUUCUCCAUGCCUUACGCCUGCACUGGGUGGAGUUCCAGAACAAGUUCUAUAAAGGGUCUGGAUACAAGUUCACACCCCUGUCCUUCAGCAGUCUUAUGAACAAGUAA
This is a messenger RNA of Conger conger (European conger), 2526 nucleotides long. Its product is annotated as V-type proton ATPase 116 kDa subunit a 1. Gene Ontology annotation, biological process: proton transmembrane transport; vacuolar acidification. The transcript is spliced from 20 exons. The coding region runs from base 1 to 2526 and encodes 841 amino acids. Gene Ontology annotation, cellular component: vacuolar proton-transporting V-type ATPase complex; plasma membrane; vacuolar proton-transporting V-type ATPase, V0 domain. The record is from RefSeq and is a predicted model, not a curated record. NCBI's taxonomy places the organism in Eukaryota, Metazoa, Chordata, Actinopteri, Anguilliformes, Congridae. Gene Ontology annotation, molecular function: proton-transporting ATPase activity, rotational mechanism; ATPase binding.